Molecule: messenger RNA, 3934 nt
Organism: Toxotes jaculatrix (banded archerfish)
Lineage: Eukaryota; Metazoa; Chordata; Actinopteri; Toxotidae
Product: CUE domain-containing protein 1-like
Exons: 11
Coding region: 472-1689 (405 amino acids)
Molecular function (GO): ubiquitin binding
Source: RefSeq, a predicted model, not a curated record
AGUGUGACUCUGUGCCACCAUCUUGUAACUGGCACAGCCCAGAGCUGACGUUAGUGCGUGUGUUCGCUGGUCGAAGGAAAGACCUCUCUGAUUUUAAGAGCAAGCAAAUGAUCACUGUGAAGCAGCUAUGUAUGUUCCCUGGCGGAUUUUGACUCUAAUCUCCACCUGGUGACAGGACCUUGGACAUUUAAUUUCUGUCACCACCUGACUGUUACAGUCCCCCUCACACUCUACGAUACAGACAGUCAUGCCGGAUGCUGCUGAAUAACAAGUAGCAUUGGGGGGAGGGAAACUCCAGUUUUUCUAAACUCCCUUUAAAAGUCUCAGUGUUUGUGUAAGAAUGAGAAACUGAGUGGGGAAACAGUGGAAAGCAAGUGAGACUGAAGGGGCCGAAGUGCUUGUGGUGGUGACGGAAGAGUAGAGCCAUCCUGUUAGUAGGCUGGCAGCACCUGAGGCAGCCAGACCCUGAGGAUGACUAGCCUGUUUAAACGCAGCAGCAGCAAUGGAGGUUCCAGAAGCAGUGGAAGUGGCGGUGGGGGCGGCGGCGGCGGCAGCGGCGGCGGCGGACAGGGGCAGCUCAACAACAGCAGGCCCAACCGACAGGUCCGACGCCUGGAGUUCAACCAGGCCAUGGAGGACUUCAAAACCAUGUUCCCCUCUAUGGACUAUGAGGUGAUUGAGUGCGUGCUGCGCUCCAACAACGGAGCGGUGGACGCCACCAUCGACCAGCUGCUUCAGAUGAGCAUCGAUGGACAAGGCUCAGAUGACAGUUCAGAUUCGGAUGACAGCAUCCCGCCAGAGAUUCUGGAGCGAACACUGGAACCGGAUAGUUCAGAUGAGGAGCCUCCUCCAGUCUACUCUCCACCAACGUAUGAUAUGCACAUUUAUGACAGGAAAUACCCAGAAACCCCACCAACACCCCCACCAAGGUUUGAAGCCCAGCCUCCUCCAGGUCACCAGCAGGUCAGAAGCUACAGGAACUGGAACCCUCCUUUGCUUGGAAACCUCCCGGAUGAUUUCCUGCGGAUUGUGCCGCAGCAGAUAAACAGUACAAAGAGCUCUCAGAGCAGCCUAUCCCAGCCUUCAUCAUCGUCCUCCUCCUCGGUUUCUUCGAUAAGCCAAUGGACCGCCCAGUCUAGUUCUCGGUCUGGAGCCGCAGGGACUGCCGGAGGUUCGGGUUUGACGACGGGCGGUACAGAGCAAGACAAGAAACUGAAGCAGUAUCUGGAAGACGAGCGCAUUGCCCUGUUCCUGCAGAAUGAGGAGUUUAUGAGAGAGUUGCAGCGCAACCGCGAGUUCCUCAUCGCCUUAGAGAGAGAUCGCUUGAAGUAUGAAUCAAAGAAAUCAAAGUCCAGUCAUUCAUCUAGCAUGGAGAAUUCCACAGGAGAGCAGUACUCUGCAGCUUCAAUGGAGGCCGUGUCGGACGACGCCCUGUUCAGAGACAAACUCAAACACAUGGGCAAAUCAACAAGAAAGAAGCUGUUUGAAAUAGCCAGAACGUUCUCAGAGAAGACAAAGAGGAGAAAGUCAAAAAGGAGGACGCUCCUGAAGCACCAUUCACUGGGCACAGCCAACUCUACAGCCAAUCUCCUCGACGACGUAGAGGGAAACCCCUGUGAGGAAGAUGGUCAGCCGAAGAAGGCAAACACUCAGGAAGAGAAUGAACAACGCAACGAGCCAGUAUCAUGAUCCUCUCAUGCUGCACCAUAUCAGGGUUACCGUGGUGACGGCAGCAUGACCCAUGGGUGGUGGCCUUGCAACUCUUCCUUGUUCCCUUUCUGCUCACCCCACCCUAAUCCAAGCCAGCCAGUAUAAGGCUCAGCAAUGAGCUGAGACCUCCCCCUCCCUCCCUCUUCCCAGGGAGAAGAAACGGGCCGUUCCCAGCACUGGGCUGUCAACUGUCUAUAAAUGCAUUAUCUCUGUAUUAUAACACUUUGUUGAUAUAUAAUUUUAAAUGUAAAGGAAAAUGCGUUAGUCCUUACCAGUAUUUGUUAACUGUUUCCUUUAAUCCACUGAGAGGAACACUAGCAUAGUUCUGAUCUUGCCAUAUGAACCUUUGUUACUUUCCCAGUCCUGUACAGUAGCAGACUGUGCAUUUGUGAGUGUGUGUGUGUGUGUGUGUGUGUGUGUGUGUGUGAUCGGGGUCCCUCAGGCUGGGCGUUUCAGAUCCAAAGUGUGCACAUUCCCCUUUAUAUACACUAAACCAUGUAGAGCUUUUGUACCAUGUUUUCUUAACCAGAUUGUAAAAUGUAGCUGUUUCUGAGCGUCAGGGGUCGUGUAUCUGAAACGCUUCAGCGUCAGAAUACUGUGGCCGUUACUGUCAUGGCUGCCCCCCCGUUGUCAACACUUGUCCAUGGCCAUAAUAACCGUGCGAUUACGUUUAAAGGACCGUGUUCUCAGAAGCUGACUGGGACGCUGCAGCGUCUGGAGCAGUUCCAGUUGUUUUUGGUUUUCGUCUGGCAACGUGAAAACAGUGUCACCCAGUCUAUUGUAGCACCACGUAGCAGCACAGUUGCACAGGGACAAAAAAAAAAAAAAAAAGUUGUGAUGUUGUCAGAACAUUAAACAAGGACGACAGACCGCGAACAAACAUGGGCGUCACGCAAAGGAUAACAUGAACUUGCUUUACUAAGUUUCAAAAGGCUAACAGAGUGUGGCUGCAUAACUCUAAGACCAGGGUAUACUUCAAACUAAUUGGUGUCCGACCAAGAGCAGGAGCAUGAUGGGAUUAUAGCUCACACGCGGCAUGACAGCGCAUUUUCAGACAGUGUCUCCCUGAAGGCGUUCACAGGGUCUGACCGGACCGCUCACAUGAACAGUAACAGAACUUAGAGGAGAAGGGAGCGUGACUGGGAUUGUCAGUUUCUCUGAGUUUGAAAAAUGAAACGAUCAGAUGCAGAGUGGGUGUCACACAGUGUUUAACUAUUCAACAAGCACUUUGUGUGAAGCAUCACUGAGGCCUUUAGAGUCAGCUUUCAGUUCUCCGUGGCAGCAUAUGGAUGUCAUACCUGCAGAUUUAUCAGAUCAGUCCAUUUUUUUUUUUUUUCAGUUGCUUUCCUACGCAACAAAAUCAUGACUUCACUGAAAGUCUAUCUGUAAAACUAGCAACUCCCUGAAACACAAAGGAGAUGCUGUUUCAAAAUAAAAGUCAUCACAUUCGGUCCACUUCAGAGCAAACGCUGACACAUUUCUUCCAGAUGUCAACAUCUACCUCCUCCUACCCAUAAGCCCUCAGCAUUCUUAAGCUCAAGUCCUGUUGGUUUGCAUGAUGUUUCCGGUCCGGGCCACAUCCAGACAAACUUUGCUAAUAUUCUGCCAGGUUUCCACAACACUUGCAUCAAACCUAAAGGACUUUUUUUUUUUUUGCAAGAUGUUAAGGAAAUCCAAAUCACCGCUCAGAAAAACUUUGCCCUAUCUCAGGUUUUCCCUGUUUGAUCACGUCACAGAAUUAACGCUUGUGAUUUCCACGUCUGUUAUCGGAGGGUAACACAUCUGAAAUGUGACUGGAUACUCACCCUGCAAAGACUCGCUCUGAAAGGGAAGACUGGAAUUGGACAAAAUGAAAACACAAAACACGCCUGUGAGGUUUUGAUCCACCCCUCCCUAUACUGUGCUUUUCAUUUGUGUGUGUAGAUGUGAAACUAGCAUGGAUUAGAGAUUUAGUACAAGUCUGAUGUAGCCCGUGUGAAGAAGAAGAAGGUAUUAGUAGAGGAAUUCAGAAGGAAUGUGUGUUGUAAAUUUCCAGUGAAAGACUUCCUAGAAAACUGCCUGAUUUUUAAGCUCUUGACAGAUGACAUGAAUUAACUUUCAGUCUGUGAAAGAAACUUUCUUCCUCUGUACAUGAAAUGUUUUUCUCAUCACUUCAGAAAAUUUUUGGAUUCCCCCCCUAAAUUUGUGUCAUUGUUCCUCACUGAUUAAAAAUACUUCAACGUGC